AUGGUUUCAAUCACUCGAGCAGCUAAUUGGGACAAUGUUUAUGAGCAGCAAUUCAUUGCAAUACCACCUACGGGAGACGAAGUCGUAUUGUAUCAAACAAGCCAUGAAGAUCCCAAUAUUGAAUCCAAUACAAUAGUUCCACUUAAAUCGAGAGGCGGAUUUGACAACAUCCAAUGUUCAAGUUACUUGAGCACUAGACAAGGGGUUAUAGGAGUGGGGUCGAUAAAUGGUGAGAUAUCAAUAUUUGACAUCAAUUCGUCAUCCUCCUCUGCCUUGCAUUUACAACCAAAACAACAUAGACCUUGUAAUUCUGUUUCGUUCAGUCAUUCUAAUUUGUUAGCAGCAGGAUUCGACAAGGGAAGACAAGAUAACUCAUUACAAAUCUGGGACAUACAAGAAUACCCCAACUCUAAAAGUACACUUGAUGAUGCCACAUCCAAACGCCCCGUGCUGUCAUAUAUUCCCAACGAAGCUGUAUUAUCGACCGUGUUUCUUCCUGACAGGGAAUCUAACGUAAUUUGUGGCUCGUAUAAGUUUUUGAGAGAGGUAGACACUAGGGCAGAUCUGCCAAUAUAUCAGAUUGCCACGAAAUGUACGUUGGGAUUGAUGGUGGAUCCAUUCCAACCACAUUUGUUCCAAUCGUAUAGCGAGGACGGAUCCUUGUCUAUUUGGGACCGAAGAAAGCUCACGAGUAACAAUCGAAAGCCAAAGGCUUCUAGUGGGAAUAUCCUCACUGAAAACCCCUUGUUGCAAUUUAAUAAGCUAUUGAGUGGUUCGUCAUUCAGAAAGAAUCUUCGUCCAUGUGUCCGCUACUCUGCUGUUCGGAGGGGUGAAUUUGCUUCGAUAUACAAUGGUGAUCUCAUAAGACGGUGGCACACUGGUGUUGUGCCACCAAAGAAAGUGAUACCUAAUAGGUCAUUUGAAUCUGCGACAUUACAAAGCUUGGUCCAGCAAUCUUCCGUAUUGUACAAACCAACAGAGGAAUCUUUAUUCGUUUCGAUGGUUCUUGAUGUCAAGACCGAUUAUGAAAAGGUUGUAUCAUUUGACUACUCUCCGGACAUUUUAUCUCAUACAUCGACUAAUUUUGUGUGCAUGAGACAAUCGGGAUCGGUGUUUAGAAUGCCAGUCGUUGAAUCAAUCGAAGCAUUGGAUUUUAAUCCUUGCAAUGAGUUUUCAAUUGCUGGGCCUGAAGGGACUACUACCAAUUUCCUCACACCGGAUGUAUCUCAAGAUACUGCGAUCGGUAAUCAGAGGAGAAGAAAGCUGUCUCAAAUAAAGCUCGAUGAUUUGUCAAUUGACGAAAACUUCAGAGGAGGAGAAUACGAAGAAGACCACAAUUCACUUGAAGGCACCUCAAUGACUGUUGAUGAUAGCACUGGCGAUAGAGCCACCUCCAAUGGGAAAGAGUUUGCAUACGACGAACACGAAUCUGAACCCAUUUUCAAUACGUACUUAGAUUCUAAUUCCAUUAAUAUCAAUGACAUAUGUGUUGUGAUUAGAAGGCGGGCAAGUAUGGGGUACGGGGUCCUUCCAGAUAAAAACAUUGAAAUUUUAGAAAAGCUUGAUCCAAAUGACAACCAACUAGCACUAAGACAUGUGUGGAAGUGGCUCAGUUUAGCCAAGAAAUCAUUGGACAAAGGAACCAUGGUUUCAGAAGGAAUUGAUUUAGGGUAUCAGGGAGUGCAAGGUAUUUGGAACGGAGUUGAUGCUUUGAACGAUCAAAAUCGAGUCAUUUCUGCUAGAGACAAAAUCAAUGAAGCUUGGUUCACACAAGCUGUAAAGUCAAUAAUUGCUUCAAAAGGCAAAAAAAUUAUCGGAAUCAAUAUACCAGAGGAUAGUGAAAAGAAGGCACAGCGUAAGCUAUGCUUGAUUGUCUCCGGUUGGUACCUUACCGAGAAUGAGUUUGAAGACAAACUACAGCAAUUAAUUUCCUUAGGAAUGGUCUCGAAAGCAGCUGGAUGGGCGGUUUUCCAUGGGAACGUGGCCAAGGCUAUUGAAAUUUUGAGCAACUCUAAAAAGGAAAGGUUAAGGUUGAUGGCCACAGCUAUUGCUGGAUAUUUAGCAUACAAAAACACAAAUACAAAUAGUCCCUGGAAAGACCAAUGCCGAAAAAUGGCGUCAGAGUUAGAUGAUCCGUAUUUGAGAGCAAUAUUUGCUUUUAUUGCCGAUGAUGACUGGUGGGAUGUUUUAGAUGAGCAUUCUCUUCCAUUGAGAGAGCGAAUAGGGGUUGCUAUAAGAUUUCUACCAGAUCGUGAUUUGUCUGUUUAUUUGAAUCGAAUUGGCGAUACUGUUGUGCAGAGGGGGGAACUCGAGGGAUUAAUCUUGACUGGAAUCGCUCCGAGAGGUAUUGAUUUAUUGCAGAGUUAUGUUGACAGAACCAGUGAUGUUCAGACAGCGGCCCUACUUUCGGCAUUUGCCUGCCCCAGAUACUUUGCUGAUAACAGAGUGAGACACUGGAUCGAUUGUUAUCGGACCCUUUUAAAUAGCUGGCGCAUGUAUAGCGUCAGAGCAAAGUUGGAUGUGUCUCGAACAAAGUUGUCAAAAGCAUUUGACGGUGAAAAGAAAAUCAAAGCUGUGCCUAAGCAAGUGUACCUUCAGUGUAACCGUUGUAACAAGAACAUAUCAAAGGGAUACAAUAACAAGAACAGUCAAAACUUGAUGAAACAGUUUUCGAAGCCCGGCGGGAAAAAGAGUGACCUAUUGAACGCAUGUCCUCAUUGUGGUGCACCUUUGCCCAGGUGCUCGAUAUGUUUAUUGUCUCUUGGGUCGGAAAUAGCACUGGACCACAAUAACGCCACCACCUCCAUUAAUGAAGAAAUUGACAAUAAAUUUAAAAAUUGGUUUAGUUUUUGCUUGAGUUGUAAUCAUUGUUACCACGCCCAUCAUGCAGAAGAGUGGUUUUCAACACAUAGCAUCUGUCCUGUCCCUGAUUGUGGUUGUCAAUGCAAUAAUAAAUAA
Messenger RNA from Lodderomyces margitis, 2958 nucleotides. RefSeq lists its product as uncharacterized. Gene Ontology annotation, biological process: positive regulation of TORC1 signaling. NCBI's taxonomy places the organism in Eukaryota, Fungi, Ascomycota, Pichiomycetes, Serinales, Debaryomycetaceae. The transcript has a single exon. Gene Ontology annotation, molecular function: protein binding. The record is from RefSeq and is a predicted model, not a curated record. Gene Ontology annotation, cellular component: cytoplasm. The coding region runs from base 1 to 2958 and encodes 985 amino acids.